Nicotiana tabacum (common tobacco) is the source of this 2924-nucleotide messenger RNA. RefSeq names its product single-strand DNA endonuclease 1. Gene Ontology annotation, molecular function: 5'-flap endonuclease activity. The record is from RefSeq and is a predicted model, not a curated record. NCBI's taxonomy places the organism in Eukaryota, Viridiplantae, Streptophyta, Magnoliopsida, Solanales, Solanaceae.
UGACUAAUUUGACAACUAUCAAUUGAAGAUGAUUUUGUGUGUUCCUUCCACCUUGUGCUCAUAGCUACAGCGGAUGCGUCCAGCAUACCGUUGCUCAUGGUUGAAGUGGAGCUCGUGUGCACCCACCCCAUGCCGCUUCGCUUUCUACAUAGCAGACCCAACACAGGCGAAUUAAUUGAAUUCUUACAAUUUGUCUUAGCUUUGGAAGAUACAGAUACUCCAUAUACAUGCUGGUGAGAGGUAACAAUUACUCAAUGAUUAAUUGAGGCAUGCACAAGCUAAUUUGGACAUCACAUUGUGGUUAGCUAAAAAUUGCCUUAUCUGACGUUAGUGGACUUCAAACCCGUACGUAGUUUCACAUAUGCAGAGUCAACCAACCCAUUUAGUUCAAUGGUUACGGGCUAAACCAUAAACUUGAAGACAAUAAAUCAAAUGUGAAUCCCCCAGAUAAUGGGUUCUCUCAAAAAGAAAAUGUAAAAAGGUUGAACUAAGACGACUAUAGAGGGUUUGCUGAAGUUCCUUCACUUGGAUGAGUAGUGCAACUUCUCUAUGCAAUGUAUCUUUCUAGUUGAGCUCGAAUUGUCAAGCGCAAGUUCAACUUUGUCAUCCCCAACUCUUUUGCCUACUGCGGAGGUGCUUAGUUUCCUUUCUUUUUAAGUCCAGGCAUGAUGUUAUCUAGCAAAACAACUCAUCUUCAUGUGAAAAUGUACGAUUUUUUUAGAAGUCUACCAUUAUUAGAAAGAAAAUGUGGAAGCAAGCUUUAGAUGAAAGAAAUUCUUCAAAAAUCAUAAAAAGGGGCAUUGUCGACAUUUAAUGCGAGGACUAGUUUGUGGUCAAAAACAAGUUGGGGGGUAGCAAGAGAGAAAACAUACAGUUGCGGGAAUAGAACUAUAAUUAAUCUCCUUUCCUACUUACACGGGGCAGCUGUUAAAACAGCCCCUAUAAAUUGUGGAAGUAGUCGAAAUAGUACAAAUCAAAAUUCAAAAACAACGGUUAUCAUAAACCCCAGAUACCAAGAACUGUAUAGGGAAGGGAGCAGAAGGAUGGGCGUAAAGAACCUUUGGGACAUCUUAGAAUCUUGCAAGAAAACUCUUCCUCUUCAUCAUCUCCAGAACAAGAGGGUAUGUAUAGAUCUUUCUUGCUGGAUAGUUCAACUUCAAAAUGUCAACAAAUCCCACUGUGCCAUCAAAGACAAGCUUUAUCUCAGGGGUCUCUUCCACCGCCUUAGAGCUCUCACUGCUUUGAAUUGUAGCCUCAUUUUUGUCACCGAUGGAGCCAUUCCUGCUAUCAAAUCAUCUACUUAUAGAAAGCGACUAAAUCCUGGAAAUGUGCUCACUCAAGAUGAGGCGAUUAAACCGUCAUCAAUACGAAGAAAUGCAGGAUCUGAAUUUUCACGCAUGAUAAAGGAGGCUAAAGUUCUUGGAAAUGCACUUGGAAUUCCGUGCUUAGAUGGGAUUGAGGAGGCUGAAGCUCAAUGCGCACUAUUAAACUAUGAAUCAUUCUGUGAUGGAUGUUUCACAUCAGAUUCUGAUGCCUUCUUAUUUGGGGCAAGGACAGUGUAUAGAGAUAUUUGCCUUGGGGAAGGUGGGUAUCUUGUUUGCUAUGAAAUGGAUGAUAUUGAGAGAAAGCUUGGACUUGGAAGGAACUCCUUGAUAACGCUGGCUGUUAUUCUUGGUGGUGAUUACUCUGAAGGAGUUUAUGGGCUUGGUCGGGAAUCAGCUUGUCAGAUUGUUAAAUCAAUUGGUGAUAGUGCUGUUCUUCAAUGGAUUGCAUCAGAAGGAUUUUCCUUUGUAAAGAAGCAAAAAGGUUCUAAGAAACAGACUGAAAAUGACAAAUGCAAUGGUAGAGAAAAUGCUGCAGAGUAUAAAAAUCCUAACGGAAGCAAAUGCCCUUCACUAAUGAAAAUUCAGACGUUGCAAGUAUUAAAUGCAUAUCUGAAACCAAAGUGCCAUUCAGCAGAAUCUGAUGCUGUACAACGGAUUCUUGCAUUGUAUCCAUAUAGCCGCAGCCAGCUUCAGCAAAUAUGCACUGAAUUUCUUGAUUGGCCUCCUGAGAAGACAGACGAGUAUAUCCUUCCGAAGAUUGCUGAAAGGGAACUGCGGAGAUUCGCCAACUUGCGGUCCACUGCAUCACAAGUGGGAGUCCAGCUUCCAUUGAAUGAGAUGCCAAUAAAGUGUCCUUUAUCUCGAAUUAUAAAGCCGAGGAAAGUUCAAGGAGUAGAUUGCUUUGAGGUAUCUUGGGAAGAAAUGGAUGGACUUGAAACCUCUAUAGUACCAGCUGAUCUCGUUCAGAGGGCUUGUCCGGAAAGGAUUUUGGAGUUCCAGGAAAGACGAGCUCAAGGAAAGAAAAGAAAUAAUACUAGACCAAGACGACCUAGACUAGAGAAAACGCCACCAUUGGGUCAGAUAGAUCAAAAACUCGAAGACCUCUUGCUUGAGGUUGAUCAAGAAAGCUCUCUCGCUGACGAUGCCACAGUUUUAUGUGGAUCAGUAUCAGGGGAUGAUGAAAGCAUUGCUCAAAUUCAUGUAGACUCAAGCAUACAGACACAUAGUACGUGGAAUGGCAACAGUGUCAACAAGGGUUUUGCUUCUGGGAGAGCUUAUUGCCGAGAGGACGACAUUUUACCAGCUUUAUCUAAAGCUGAAGUAAUUGAUCUCACAAGUCCUCCACCAGUGCGGCAUGCUUCUGGGAAAUCUAAACACCAAGAUGACAACGUUGAAUGCAUUAAUGUAGUUGAGCUUAGUGAUUCAGAAAAUGAUAUGUUUUCCCCUGAACAUAUAAGGAGAGCCAGAGAACUGAGAAUGUUCAUUGCGGGAAUUAAGGACAACCUCUACUGAAAGUGACCGUGGAUAUUUUUCCGGUGUAAUGCGUGUGUAUGUGUAUAUCUAUUCUAAUGUUUAUCGUAAGUUGCCCAUCUCUGGCAA